Morone saxatilis (striped sea-bass) is the source of this 4756-nucleotide messenger RNA. RefSeq names its product solute carrier family 38 member 3b (gene slc38a3b). The transcript is spliced from 16 exons. The record is from RefSeq and is a predicted model, not a curated record. NCBI's taxonomy places the organism in Eukaryota, Metazoa, Chordata, Actinopteri, Moronidae. Gene Ontology annotation, biological process: histidine transport; amino acid transmembrane transport; L-glutamine transport. The coding region runs from base 428 to 1954 and encodes 508 amino acids. Gene Ontology annotation, molecular function: L-glutamine transmembrane transporter activity; L-histidine transmembrane transporter activity; L-asparagine transmembrane transporter activity.
UUUGUAUUUCCCUCACCUAUUGCGCGAGCAGUGGCGAAACCUGCAGCGAACAGCGCAGCUAUAGGGGGGUUUGUGGAAGGAGGCGGGCCUAAUGCGACCCCCACAGUUGUUGCUCCGUAAGGUUUUUACAAUGCUCAAAGGUUUUUCUCCAAGCGCAUUUCUGUAGCUGCUGGCCUUACAGAGCGACGGUCCGAAUGUGCGUAAAUUCCCACGAAUGCAGACAGUGUUACCUGCACUGAGAGGAAGAAAGAGGGAACGCGUCAGGAGAGAGCGACUCGCCACAGAUCAUCACAUUUAUUCCCACUCACCACCAGAGGAAUUAAACUUGAAAGCUUCGUGACAAGAACCUUUGAUAUUCAAGAUAUUGAGUGACUUUAAAGGAUCACCUUCACUGAAUACAAGCCAAAAAGAAUCUGUUACAACUUAGAUGAUGGAACAUGCUCAGUCAGAGAUGAACAUCUUAUCCAACGGGAAAAGUCAUGACCUCGGAGAUGAUAUGGGUGUGCCAAUGAAGACGUUUCUAGAUGAGGAUCAAUUUGAUGAUCCUGAUGGAGGACUGGAGAGUGAGGAAUUCUUGCCCACUCCAGAUGGAAAGAAACCUACACGCUUCACAGAUUUUGAAGGGAAGACCUCUUUUGGCAUGUCUGUCUUCAACCUGGGUAAUGCUAUUAUGGGCAGUGGAAUCCUGGGAUUGGCCUAUGCUAUGGCCAACACUGGUGUACUCCUUUUCUGGUUUCUUCUGACUGCAGUUGCAGCUUUGUCCUGUUACUCUAUUCACCUGUUGCUCAAAUCCUCUGGCGUUGUGGGAAUUCGAGCUUAUGAACAGCUGGGGUACAGGGCCUUUGGCACUCCUGGAAAAAUGGCUGCUGGUAUAGCAAUCACCCUGCAGAAUAUCGGAGCUAUGUCCAGCUACCUGUACAUUGUUAAAUCUGAGCUGCCGCUUGUCAUCCAAGCUUUCCUGAAGGAAGAUACCAACUCUGAUCUGUGGUACUUGAAUGGAAACUACCUGGUCAUCAUGGUCUCUGCCAGUAUCAUCCUGCCCCUGGCUUUAAUGAAACAGCUCGGUUACCUCGGCUAUACCAGUGGAUUUUCUCUCAGCUGCAUGGUGUUUUUUCUCAGUGCUGUUAUCUAUAAGAAGUUUCAGAUUCCCUGCCCAUUUGAGGAGUUCUCAGCCAACACCACUGCUGCUCACCUCAGCAUGAAUGUCUCAACCCACAGCCACGAGUACAUCAAUGGUCUGGAUAACGAGGACGAUGACUCCUACUGCUUUACGCGCAUGUUCACCAUCAACUCACAGACGGCAUACACCAUUCCCAUCUUGGCUUUCGCCUUUGUCUGCCACCCAGAGGUUCUCCCCAUCUACACUGAGCUCCGCAAACCAGGAAGGAAGAGGAUGCAGCAGGUGUCCAACCAUCUCCAUCUUAGUCAGUACACCAUGUAUAUUAAUACAGUAUUUUUCCUUUAUAUUUCUAUAGGCAAUGUGGAGCCUGAACUGCUGCACACUUACAGCCGGAUUGACCCUUACGACACUCUGAUACUGUGUGUGCGAGUGGCUGUCCUCACAGCUGUAACACUGACCGUUCCCAUUGUGUUGUUCCCUGUACGUCGUGCUAUCCAGCAGAUGUUGUUCCCCACCAAGUCAUUCAACUGGUUGCGUCACAUUGCCAUCGCUGUCAUUCUGCUCACCUUCAUCAACAUGCUGGUGAUAUUUGCUCCUAACAUUCUGGGCAUCUUCGGCAUCAUUGGUGCCACGUCAGCUCCCUGCCUCAUUUUCAUCUUCCCUGCUGUCUUUUACAUCCGCAUCGUUCCCAAAGAGGAUGAACCCAUGAACUCUACUCCUAAGAUACUGGCUGCCUGUUUUGCUGCUUUGGGCGUCUCCUUCAUGGUGAUGAGUCUGAGCUUCAUAUUCAUCGACUGGACAACAGGCAGUGGCCAUGCUGCAGGAGGCCACUAGAUGCUGAUUCAGUGUGUGUGAGCUUUGGAAAGGGGGAAAAAGAACUGGUCAAUGUGAGGGGAACACUAUCACUAUCAGUGGGAACACACUACAGGGCUGCCCAGCACAGAACCUGGGCUUUGUAACAUUACAAAAUAUACAGUAUAGUAUAUUGGUUGGGAUUGGUAUUGGUUAAUAUUGAUCAAGUUCAAUAACUUUUUAACUCCAACUUAACACAUAUCUGAACAAAAUCCUUUUUAUACGUUCUAUAAUUCAAUUUAACAUGUAAUGCAAUUUUUGAAUAAUCAGUACUGAACAGGGUCUUUUUUUUCAUUACCACCCAUUGGUGCGACAUCCAUGUCCAUCCAUGACGGUGAAAUUGUCCUUUUCUUGUUGCUUCCUCUUUAUUUACAGUACACACAAACAACUGCAGCCGGUACUGUACAGAAAAAGGAAGGCAUGGUGGUCGACUGAAGACAGGAAGGCAAGAAGAUAUAAAUGAGAAAUGAUUAGAUAACUCAUAAGUUAUUUUUACACAAAUUUUAAUCAUUUUCCAUGAGACGCACAAACGAGGACAGUCAGAUGAUCUCAUCCUGAACCUGCAGCAUGAGCUGUAUGCUUAUGUUGUGUAUCAUACAGUCUGAGCUUUCAGCUAGCUUUCUUCAGAAAACUUGGUGCCUUUUAGCAUUUGGAUACAGUAAAAACAAGAGUGUAUAUUUAUUUAGCUACUUUAUCUGUUUUUAAUUUGAAACAGACUAUAUUUAACUACUGUAUAUGAUGAAAUUAAUGAUCCAAAUACGUUAUGUAUAAUAUCAGUUUUUGUUUUAGCUAGAAGUUAGGUGUUAUGACUGACAAUAUUUCAAAUGCAUGAUAAAAUACAAUGCUUGAUUUUAGGACUUGAUACUUCCCUUUGUAAAACUUUUAGCACAUAUAUGCCAAACUGUGACCUUAAAUAUAAACCAAGUACAGCUCAACUUUACCCCGGCAGUUCACCUUUGAGUCUAGCUCAUUAAUCUCUUAAAUUCUUGAUAUUCCCUUCAAAUGUCUCAUUCAGUUUUUUUAAAUUGAGAAAUUACUUUUUCCACACUUUAUCAAAAACUCUUUCUCUAUAUGUUUUAACACUUCAUUGAAGUUUUAUGACGCCCACACUGAGUGAAAAUUUAAACCCAAAAUGCCAUAUUUUGCAAGGCUGCUCUGGAGAACUUUAGUGAAAGGAAUAGAGUGACAUUUUGAACUGGGAAAUACCCUAAUUCUCUUUCUUGUAGAGUGUUAGAUGAGAAGAUUGAUACCACACAACUACAGCCAGGAAGUUAGUUUAGCUUAGCGUCAGACUGGAAGCUGGGGGAAACAGCACCUCUAUAGCUCACUUUGUAUCUCAUUCAUUAAACCCAUAGUUUUAAAACCAGCAGACUCUGCUUUCCUCUGUAAGUGAGAAUCUUAUCUAGCCAUGUAGAUUGUUUGUAUAAAUUAAAAAAAAACAUAAACUAUAUUGACUCGACACCACUAAAGAUGAGGUCAACUGUUUGUUUUUUGAUAAUUUGGGUUCAAACAAUGCCUGGCCAAGCAACAUGAAUUUGUAAAGAUGAACCCGCUGGUGGGUCUGGCAGAGUUUAACAAGUUAAUAUUGAUUAAUUUGAAGAUGUAUUAUGCUUUUUUGAUUCUGUCAUAACGUCUUUGCUGUACUGGUUUGAAGUAUUUUAAUUUGCUUUCACCCUUGUUGACUAUUUAGACUUGAGGUUAAUGUUUUGCAUGCUGUUCUGUCCAGUCUGUCCUGUAGUCGGUAUAGUGAACUGCACAAUAACAGAGACUUUAGCUACACUGUCAUACAUAGAUGUUAUUGUAAUACUGUGUAUUUUGUCAUCUUAUAGUGAAGUGCAUUGAAGUCCCAUUCUGUGCUAUAGUUAUUAUUGUGUUAUAUUAGUAUUAUGAAGCCCUUCUUAAAAGAUGGUACAUGAAAUAAUGUUUCAAACAUUACUGUAGUAAUGUUCCGUCAGUGAUGACACAUUAAUUUUGAGCUUAAUUUAAGGAUGUGGAUGAAUACUUUCAGUUGUUCUUGAGUAGGUGCGUCCUACAAUAGCACUGACAACCUGCACAAGUUCAUUUUUUUAUAGAUUACAGGAGCAUUUCAUUAUCUAGAAACAUAGAUCACAAAGUUAAAAAACAACUGUUAUAACCAAUACAUGCUGCUCUUAUCCAAAGAUGGUUUUAUAUUGUAUCACAACUCUCAGGCUUCAGAAAAGUCCUGCGUAAAUGAUCACUUCUCUCAUUUUAUUUAUAUUACUCUAUUUUGUCUUUGUUUAGAAGUUUUGGUUCCUGAUUUUACAAAUAAAUUAUGAACAGCAGAGGAAAUAUUAAGUGCAUGUAUCAACCUCAGCCCCUUGUUUUUCCACAUGUAAUCACACUCACAGUGGUCGUUUAGGUGUAAAUGAAGGUUUAAUUUGCCAUAUUUAGUGACACUUUAAGGGAUCAUGCCAAAAUAACAACUGACUACCUACUGCUUUAAAAUGCCUUCGGCUUUUAAACAGGUACCACAGUUUUAAUACCAGACGCAGUAUAUCAAAUAUGCAUUUUCCAUCUUCCUAAACAAAUCUAUGUGAUAUUUUAUUAUAGCUGUUGUUCAAGACACAAAUCUAUGGAAAUGACACGACUAUAAAAUAAUGUGGUAUAUGAAUAUGAAUUUUGGUGAAUAAGAAGUGGCUUUAUAUAAAUAAUGUAUAUAAAUGUAAACCUUUUAUAUUUGUGAUGCAUAUUUACAGUAGCUUGUAAAGUGUAAAUAGCAGGGACAGUUUUAGUUUGGCAAUAAAAUAAUUGUAGAUGUUUUUA